AUGGGAACUACUUUCAAGAAGAAGCGAAUGAAAAUUGUGAACGGCACAAAUCUUGACUGCCUCCGAUUAGCUCAAAAAGUAAUUGAGCUAGUCAAACACAUUCAAACUCAAAUCAAGGAUUAUAUAACCACAUCUUGGGCUCGAAUCGAGCCCUACCUAUACAGCUCAAGUUCUCCUUUGCCAAAGCUACUCCUGUGGUCGGUGAAUUCGAAGAACAACGAGGACGAACUUGAGAAGUUACGAUUCGGAUUUCCUUCCAUCAAUGAAGUCACCCAAUAA
Messenger RNA from Opisthorchis viverrini, 279 nucleotides. RefSeq lists its product as hypothetical. The transcript has a single exon. Bases 1 to 279 code for a protein of 92 amino acids. The record is from RefSeq and is a predicted model, not a curated record. Lineage: Eukaryota; Metazoa; Platyhelminthes; Trematoda; Opisthorchiida; Opisthorchiidae.